CGUGGGACAAUCUAGAGAGUCCGGAGACGCCAGACACCGCAACAGAAUAAUUUCCAGCUACAAUUUCAUUUUCUCCCUGUUGUAGCUUGGAUUCAAUUCUGUGAAAAGCUACAACUUGCUUCAACAUGUCUCUCUCAAUACCGACCGCGCCCAACAGCGGCCUGUUCAAGCAGGGUUAUCAAAACUACGAUAGCGAAGAUGGAGCCGUCCUCCGAAACAUUGAUGCCUGCAGAACCAUCGCCCAGACGGUGCAGUCUUCCCUGGGUCCGCAUGGCCGCAACAAGAUUGUCAUCAACCACCUGCAGAAGAUGGUCCUGACCUCGGACGCUGCGACGAUAUUAAGAGAACUCGAUGUGGUGCAUCCGGCUGCCAAGCUUUUGGUCAUGGCCAGUCAGCAGCAGGAAGCUGAGAUGGGUGACGGAACAAAUCUCGUUAUUGUGUUGGCCGGCGAGCUUCUCCGAAAGGCAGAGGACCUUUUACGAAUGGGCCUAAAGUCGGCCGAUGUCAUGCAGGGCUACGAGAAGGCGCAGGAGUUUGCAUUGAAGGCUCUUGAAGAUCUCGAAGUCGAUAAAGUCACCGACAUGCGCUCCCAGUCCGAGCUCAGCAAAGCCAUCCGUACCGUCGUGGCCUCGAAACAAGCUGGCACCGAGGACCUCCUGGCGGACCUCGUCGCCGAGGCCGUUCUCGCCGUGCUUCCCAAGAACCCGGCCAACUUCAACGUCGACAACAUCCGCGUCGUGAAGAUUAUGGGCGGCAGCAUUGAGCAGAGCCGAGUAGUCAAAGGAAUGGUUUUCGGCCGAGAGCCCGACGGCUCCGUGAAGAAGGCGAAGAAGGCCAAGGUCGGCGUCUUCUCAUGCCCGAUCGACAUCAGCCAGACCGAGACCAAGGGCACCGUGCUGCUGAAGAACGCCCAAGAGAUGCUGGACUUCACCAAGGGCGAAGAAAGCCAGCUCGAGAGCGCCAUCAAGGAACUCUACGACUCCGGACUCCGCGUCGUUGUGGCCGGCGCCACCGUCGGCGAACUUGCCAUGCACUACCUCAACCGCUUCGGCAUUCUCGUGAUCAAGGUUCUCAGCAAAUUCGAGCUGCGCCGUCUGUGCCGCGUCGUGGGCGCCACCCCGCUCGCUCGCCUUGGCGCCCCCAUGCCCGACGAAAUGGGCAACGUCGAUGUUGUCGAGACCCUCGAGAUUGGCGGCGACCGCGUCACCGUCUUCCGCCAGGAAAGCGAAGCCACGCGCACUGCGACCCUCGUUAUUCGCGGCGCCACCCAGAACCAUCUCGACGACAUUGAGCGUGCCGUUGAUGACGGCGUCAACGUCGUCAAGGCCAUCACCCGCGACGCUCGCCUCGUCCCGGGCGCCGGCGCCACCGAAAUGCAGCUCAUCGAACGCAUCACCGCCUUUGGCGACAAGACUCCCGGCUUGCCCCAGUAUUCCAUCAAAAAGUACGCCGAAGCCUUCGAGGUCAUCCCCCGCACUCUUGCCGAGAGCGCUGGUCUCGACGCCACCGAGGUCUUGAGCAGACUGUACGCCGCCCACCACCACAAGCGCGAGGAUGCCUGGACUGCCGGUGUCGAUGUCGAGAACGACGACAGCACAGGCGUCCUCGAUGCCAAGGCUAACGGUAUCCUCGACCUCAUGGUCUCCAAGGCCUGGGCGAUCAAGCUCGCCACCGAAGCUGCCCGCACAGUCCUUGGCGUCGACCAGAUCAUCGUCGCGCGACAGGCUGGCGGUCCCAAACCCCCGGGUCCCAAUCCCAACUGGGACGAGGAUUAAACGAUUUCUAGCACGGGACGCAGGAGUGCUUUUGUCUAAAAAAAAAGAGAUUUGAUGUUUCAAGUAGCAUUAGGCAUGAUUUCACAGAAGGUUUUCUUCGAUUUUUUUUCACCCUUUUUUCACCCUUCCCCCUUUGUAUGUAUCGCUUCACUUAACAUCUGACAUACUCCGUAUUGCAUUACACAAUUCCUUCAAAAAUGAGAAUUGGCAAAUAAAUUCCAGCCAAUGGACUAUGCAUCAAAGAAUUGUCACGGGG
Messenger RNA from Xylona heveae TC161, 2031 nucleotides. Its product is annotated as T-complex protein 1. The record is from RefSeq and is a predicted model, not a curated record. NCBI's taxonomy places the organism in Eukaryota, Fungi, Ascomycota, Xylonomycetes, Xylonales, Xylonaceae. Gene Ontology annotation, biological process: protein folding. Gene Ontology annotation, molecular function: ATP hydrolysis activity; ATP-dependent protein folding chaperone; ATP binding. Gene Ontology annotation, cellular component: chaperonin-containing T-complex. The transcript has 3 exons. Bases 126 to 1775 code for a protein of 549 amino acids.